AGCCUCUGGUCUUUGCCUCAUCCCAGACAAUCCAUCUUGCUGGCUUCGUGGAACACUCAGACUGCGCCGUAGACAUCAACAAAGGCACCGACAUCGAUUUCGCUGCAUUGGGAGGCUGCGUGGGAGAGUCCAUAAGCCCUCCACUGGUCCCCGACAGCAGCGGCGGGUGUUAGCUUGCGACUCUAGCGUCAUUCCCCUCUUCCCGCUCCGAUUUCUAAUCCGAGCCCUUGUUUUAUUGAUUCUUUUUCUGGUCGCUCAAAGGCACAAACUGCAACAGUCAACGGCUACAGUUUCAAUUGUAAAGUAGUCGUCUUCAUCAGUGUCGUCAACAUGUCGCCCUCUAUUCUCAUGGACACCUCGGACGAUUUCGUCUUGCCGGUUUCCAAGGCGCCGCAGGCGUCCAAACGAACCCUCCUGCUCUCGCCACCCUCUCUGUCAUCCCACCAAGAGAAAUUGACCAAUGUGCUGGAGAUGCACAACAGAGCAGCCACAGACAUGCAAAUGUUGGACAGACUAGCUGCUGGCUUAGUCUCUCUCCCUCAGUCCACUUAUGAUGUGAUCAUCAUCCUCUCCGAUGCCGAUGGUUCUCGUCGGGAAUCGCACACUCUCCUCCACCGAGACGUACUGGGAUUGCUGGUGAAAGCACUCAAGAAUGGAGGCCAGUUACGAAGCCAGGACGGUCAAUAUGGGAAUUUGGAUGGCGCGGAAAAGAACGAGGCUAUUCUGGCAGGACUAUCUUUUCAGCCUGGAACAGGUUUUGUCAAACCAGAUUACGGAGCACAAGAGUCAGUUCCUCUGAAAUUUGGAAAGAAAAAGACUGCGCAGGCUGCUGGCGGGCUCAGCACCAACGGAGAUUCAGUCUCUCUGCCCUUGAACGGAAAACGAAAGAGUGCCGAAAAUGCGCUUGAUGGUGUUGGGUUUGACGAUGGUACAAUGGACUCUGAUGAUGAAAUGAUUGACGAGGAUGAGUUGCUGGACGAGGACGAUCUCAAAAGACCCAUCAAGAUCCCCACCGAAUGCAAACCCAAGGCAAAGAGGCGCCGGGCGUGCAAGGAUUGUACUUGUGGUCUAGCAGAAAAGCUGGAAGCAGAGGAUCGGGCACGAAGAGAAAAUGCCGACAAGGCAUUGAACACAAUGAAGCUACAAUCCGAUGAUCUCGCCGAGGUUGAUUUUACAGUUCAAGGCAAGGUUGGGAGUUGUGGAAACUGCAGUCUUGGAGAUGCAUUCCGAUGCGAUGGCUGUCCUUAUAUCGGACUCCCUGCAUUCAAACCUGGAGAAGAGGUCCGUCUGCUAAACAACGACAUUCAAUUGUAAAGAAAGUUGCCUCAUCUUUUCUUUUUGCAUUGCGACGGCGUCCCGGGCUGGGUUCAGAGAGAACCAUUAUAUGGAUGAACAAGAACAAUGUACAGGACAGGACAGGAUAGAGUUGGUUCAAUGACUGGUUAUGAACUAUGGAGCAGAGAAUGUACACAGCAACUCGGCAGACUAUACCAAGUUCUGCUGACUUGACUAGGGUUCCACAUGGGUAAUCAAUAUUAGAUACAAAUCAAAAUCAUCUAUUUUACACUACACA
Molecule: messenger RNA, 1573 nt
Organism: Exophiala oligosperma
Lineage: Eukaryota; Fungi; Ascomycota; Eurotiomycetes; Chaetothyriales; Herpotrichiellaceae
Exons: 3
Coding region: 331-1314 (327 amino acids)
Biological process (GO): iron-sulfur cluster assembly
Cellular component (GO): cytoplasm
Molecular function (GO): iron-sulfur cluster binding
Source: RefSeq, a predicted model, not a curated record